Nezara viridula (southern green stink bug) is the source of this 2338-nucleotide messenger RNA. The record is from the annotation of a GenBank genome assembly. Lineage: Eukaryota; Metazoa; Arthropoda; Insecta; Hemiptera; Pentatomidae.
GUUGAUACUAGCGCCGCUAAGAAGGGAAGGAUACAGCGUGGUUGUUUUUAUUGUCAUAUUUAAAGUGCGUUAUCUAGUUACUUAGAUAUUUGACUGGUUUAGAACAAAAUUGUUGAAUUAAGCCAUUUGGAAUUUCGUAAGCCAAGCUUGACGUUCAUUGAAACAUGGAACAAAUUCAGGAGGAUUUAAAUAUAUCAGAAGAACAAGAAGAGGAGGAACAUAUGCAAGAAGAAGAUAUCCAUCAUGGUGCUGAAGUUACAGGUGAUUCAGAUUUAGUUGACGAUUUAGGUGAAGAAAUGCAAGGAAAUGAAGUUGAAGGAGAAGAGGUUGAAGAUUCAAUGGAAGGUGAAAGUGCCAAUAUUGAAGAUGAAACUGAAGGAAUUGAUGGUGCAUUAAAUGGCAGUACUGAACCUUUGGAAGCAGGUGAUGAAUCAGAUAUGCAUGAGCAGCAAUCAUUAGAUCAUGCUGGAGUUUUAGUUAAUGAAGGUGAUGAAGUGAAUCAUCCAGUAGAAACAAAUGAAUCUAUGAGAGAAGUUGAACCUGAAUCUGCUGGACAAAAUAUAAAUCACAGAGAAAUUGAAUCACAUAAGGAUAUGCCUACUCUACCUGAGGAUGAAGCUGCAAUGGCAACAGAGAGUGUCCAAUCUGGAUUAAAAGAUGUUCCUAUGAAGGAAAUAACAAAACCUGAACUUGAACCUGAAUCAAGUUUUCCAUCUCAGGACCAGGGACAAAGAAUGGAAUCAGAAUCUCCCUUAGAGCAUGAUGCUCUUCCUGUCUCUGAAUUGAACAGAUUGGCCGGUGCUUGCGUUAGUAUUGCUCAUCAGGCUCAUGAAACAUUAGAUAAUAAAUCACACAUUGAUCAUGUAAAUGAUUCUGUUCCUGUUGAACAUCCAAACAAAGAAAUUACUUUCCAGAAGCCAGGACUAGAAAGACUCAGAGAAGAAAACACACAAAUUUCCGGUGUUAUGAAAGAUAGCUUACCAAUCAUUAUGAAAGAUGAAACUGAGUCGCACCAAGACGCUGUUGAUCCAAUGCAAGAACAUUUAGCUCUAAAAGCUACUGACAAUUUACAACUUGCAUUGCAAAAAAAAGAUGAUCCAGGAACAGAUGAUUUAGCAACUCUAGCAAAUGCAGCAUUGACUUGUGAUCAAGCCAAUGGAAAUAAACCAGAAGAACCUGUGAAAAAAGAGCCUGUUUGGUGUGAUGUUGGUAUUAUCAAGGGAAACUCUUAUCACGUUACUUAUUACCAUGAGCCUCCGUUUUCUCAUGAUCCUGAACAUGAAAAUAUAAAUACAGACAAUUUGCCUGACUUUACUAACUGCUUUAAAAUAGACCUUGAACCGGGUACUGCAUAUAAAUUUAGAGUGUGUGCUAUCAAUUCUUGUGGGCGUGGACCCUGGAGCGAAAUAUCUGCUUUUAAGACAUGUUUGCCUGGGUAUCCUGGGGCACCUUCCUCAAUCAAAAUAUCAAAGUCUGCUGAGGGAGCUCAUUUAUCUUGGGAGCCCCCUUCGAAUCCAGCUGGAAAUAUCAUUGAAUAUUCCGUUUGUCUGGCAGUCAGAAACACGACACAAGCUCAAACUGAACAAAAGGGACAACAGUUAGCCUUUGUUCGUGUCUAUAGUGGCCCUCAAAAUCAAACAGUUGUUCCUAAUGCCUCCUUAGCUGCUGCCCAUAUUGAUACUACAUCAAAGCCUGCCAUUAUAUUUAGGAUAGCGGCAAAGAAUGAAAAAGGAUUUGGACCUGCAACCCAAGUUAGGUGGUUACAAGAUGUCGUUGCCUCCCCUGCGGGUGGUGUAAAAACCAUGCUUAAAAAAACUGAACCUAUUACUCCUCGAUUGCCUGCAACAAAAAGAAAAAUUGAUGAUUAUUAAGACAGUUAUAUGAAAGAAAUUGUGUAAUAUUUAUGUUGAAUUGAAAAUUUUAAAUGUGUAAGAAAGAGACUUAUUGAUCAACUGUUAAGAAAAAUUAAUAACAUUCCUUCUUCAACGAAGUGAUUGAGUGUUUAAAACUUUGAAGUCCAUGUGACAUAUUUCAGUUUAGUAUAAAGUGUUAGUAUUUUACAUCAACAUUUUUGUAAAGUAAUAGUUUAUUCAGUACUAUUUGCUCUAAUUUGAUUGGUUUGAUUAUGUAUCAUUACAUAAAUUAGGGCAAUGAAUAAAGCCUUUUUAUAAUUUGAUGAGUAAUGUUAUUAUGACAUUAUGACUUUUAUAAAUCAGUAAUUACUAUAUAGUUUUGAUUUUGCAUGGUGCAUUGUUUGUUAACUGGACAGCAGGAGAGUAAAUUUAUUUAUGUUAAUUUAAUAAAUAUUAUCAAUUAAAAAUGUUCUGUCAAUUAUUCU